This is a messenger RNA of Musca vetustissima, 1485 nucleotides long. RefSeq names its product nuclear pore complex protein Nup50 (gene Nup50). The transcript has a single exon. Gene Ontology annotation, cellular component: nuclear pore. The record is from RefSeq and is a predicted model, not a curated record. NCBI's taxonomy places the organism in Eukaryota, Metazoa, Arthropoda, Insecta, Diptera, Muscidae. The coding region runs from base 22 to 1485 and encodes 487 amino acids. Gene Ontology annotation, biological process: protein import into nucleus.
UUGUAAAAUUUUUUGCACAUUAUGGCUGGUAAGAGGCAAGCUACCUCAGAUUUAAAUCACGACAACUGGGAUCGUGAGGACGAGCCUGAAGAACGUGGAACAUUCAAGACAGCCGAUGAGCAAGAAUUGAAAAAUCGUGUUAUCAAAAAAGCCGCCAGACGAAGAGUAGCCGGCACCACCGAUUCUGCUGAUUCGGGCACAAAGAGUGUUUUCAGCGGUUUCUCUGGUUUUGGUAAGCCGGCCGCUGCAGCUACCACAUCCUCUACGGGAGCCUCACCAUUUUCGUUUUUGUCCAAAAUAUCAUCGGCCACUCCCGCUUCGUCGUCCAGUAGUACUGCAACAAGUGAGGCGACCAAGCCAGCUGCAACCACGUUCUCGUUUGGAUCAUCAGCUACAACGACAACAACAACAGAUAGUGCCAAAGAAGAUAAAAGUGACGCAAAAACCACGGAGAAAUCAUCCGAUGAAUACUAUGCCAAAUUGAAAGGACUUAAUCAGGCAGUCAGCGAAUGGAUUAAAACUCAUGUGGAUAAAAAUCCCCUGUGUAUAUUGACUCCAAUUUUUAAAGACUACGAAAAAUAUUUGGCUGAAAUCGAAGAAGAAAAGAAAAAGGGAGGAGAUAAAAGUUCCAGUUCAUCUACAACCAGUGAUGAAAAGAAAACGUCAUCGACGGCAGGUAUUGGAACUUUCAAGUUUUCCGAAACUUCCACGGCCAAAAGUUCUACUGCCACAACAACACCCUUAUUUUCCUUUUCAUCCAGUGCCACAACGACCUCAACUGCUGGGGAUACAGCGGCCACAAAGACUAAUGGUUUCAGUUUUGGCUUGAAGAAACCAGAGGAUACCACAGAUGCUAAGACCACCACCCCAGCAGCAACAACUGGUUUCUCGUUUGGUCUUAAAGCCAGUACCACAUCCUCAUCAUCCACCACAACUACCUCAACGACAGCUGCUGCACCUUCGUUUACAUUCGGUAAACCAGCCUCAGCAUCAGAUAGUGGUGAUGCAGCACCCAAACCAUUUUCAUUUACCCCUGGCGGUACUCCAUUCAGUUUUGGCAACAUCAAGCCCCCAGAAGCGGCUGCGCCAUCGAAGACUGAAAACGACGAAGAAGACGAAGAGCCACCUAAAAACGAGUUCAAACAGGUCGUUGAAGAAGAUGCCGUGUACUCGAAGAAAUGUAAAGUUUUCGUUAAGAAAGAUGGCAAUUUCGCCGACAAAGGUGUUGGCACACUCUAUCUAAAGCCCAUCGAGUCAAGUGAGAAGACCCAAUUGAUUGUGCGGGCCGACACAAAUCUGGGCAAUAUUUUGGUCAAUUUGAUACUUAGUUCUGCCAUUCCGGCCCAACGUAUGGGCAAGAAUAAUGUUAUGAUGGUCUGUAUACCUACGCCAGAGGUUGAGAAGCCAACACCAAUGCUGUUGCGUGUCAAGACCGGCGAAGAAGCCGAUGAACUAUUGGCCACUAUUGAAAAAUAUAAAAAAUAA